GCGCGGACUAGGCUCCAUAUUACGCCUUUUACGGCCGAGUUGUUGAAAAGCUAUAUACCCCCGACCGUCCUUCAGUCUGCGACCAAUAUCUCGUUUCAUACUGUCGAGACUUUCCCAGAGAAGGGCUUUGGCUACAUCGAAUUGCCGACUAUGGAGGCACAAAAGCUGAAGAAGAAGCUGAAUGGGUCUAUAUUGAAGGGGUCUAAAGUGCGCAUCGAGGAAGCGAAGCCGGAGAAGAGGAAGAAGGCGGACAAGGACGGUGCGGCCGCCAAAGAGGAGGACAGACCGGCGAAGCGCCCGAAGAAAGAGAAACGAACGCAGGACGUGAUGGAGGGCAUUGAGUUGCCUGAUCAGAGGAAGAUCAAGCGUGGCUGGACGGAAGUACCGGGGCAUGGGAAGAAUAAGGCGGAUAAGAAGAGCAAGAAAGAUAAGAAGGAGAAGGCGAAAGAGUCGCAGUAUCUGAAGGAGCCGGAGAUGCUGUUCAAGGCGAAGCUGACACCUACAGCUGCUGCCGCCGAGAGUGCGGCGAAGGCUAAAAAGAGCAAGGCUGAGGGCAAAGAAAAGAAAACUUCGAAGUCAAGUCGAGAAGUGGUAGUACAUGAAUUUACGAAGACUAGCAAACACGCAAGUUUCCUUAAGAGCAGUGCGGUUGCUACGGAGAGCAAGCCAGCCACGGAGUAUAUCAAUGGGAAAGGAUGGGUGGACGAGGAUGGCAAUGUUGUUGAAGCUGAGACUGGGAAGGCUAAGAGGGCACGAAUAGUUGGCCUGGCAGAGGCAGCUACACAAGAGAAUACAACAAAGCUGGCUAAGGUCCCCACGAAACCCCUUCGAAAUAUCACUCUUACACCUCCCUCGCCUUCAGUAGAGGUUAAGAUUAGUUCUAAGGAAGUACACCCUCUCGAAGCUCUCUUCAAGCGUCCUAAGCCUCCAGCCAUUACAACAGCCGCGACAACGCCCUUACGCCUCGCGCCCAUUACCACGUCCUUCAGCUUCUUUGACGAUGAUGUGAAGGAUGCCCAAGACGGGGAUGGGGACACAUCAAUGCAGGAUCCACAUACGCCUUUCACGCGACAGGAUCUGGAUUGGCGAGAAAUGAGAAGUGCGGCACCCACGCCUGACACGGCUGCCAUUGGCCGCGGAUUCUCAUUCCCGUGGGGACGUGAUAAGAGCGAAGGAGAGGACGAGGAGGACGUUGAUGCUGGGGCCGAGUUGAAGGAUAACACGAGAGCCAAUGCGGCGCUGCAUGCGAUAAGUGAAGAAGAAAUGGGGCAAGGGGAAGAGGAGAGCGAAUUCUCGAAAUGGUUCUGGGAGCAUAGAGGGGAGAACAACCGCGCGUGGAAAAAGCGGAGACGAGAUGCUUUGAAGGUGGAGCGGCAGAGGGAGAACAGACGGACGGGGAGGAAAGUG
This is a messenger RNA of Mytilinidion resinicola, 1407 nucleotides long. RefSeq lists its product as uncharacterized. The record is from RefSeq and is a predicted model, not a curated record. The annotation marks the transcript as partial. Gene Ontology annotation, molecular function: nucleic acid binding. The transcript has 3 exons. Lineage: Eukaryota; Fungi; Ascomycota; Dothideomycetes; Mytilinidiales; Mytilinidiaceae.